CUCCGUUCCAGACUUCAAGUUUUUACCAUGUGAACUUUUGAAGACGAAGUAGAAGGAGAAGUAGAAGGAUGAACUGAAAGAGCUCUGCUUCUUUUUCUCUCUCGUUGCAUGCGUUUCUGUUUUUUUCUUUCUGCGAUGUUUCUCAAAGCUUCUGUUUUCUAGGCACGAUUUGAUGGUGUUGGGCUACUUUUCUCUGUGAUUUUUCUGCGGAAUUAAAAAAUGUUCCGGUGAAUAUAUGAGAAAUGUUUGAUUGGAACGACGAAGAGCUAGCCAAUAUAAUAUGGGGUGAUGCUACUGAGAGUGAUGAUCAUAUUGUGCCUUUCCCAGAGGGAAGUGACGAUCUUUGCAACAAGAAAGAAUGGAAUCAGGAAGCUGCUGGCGUUACACUUGCUGAACAGAAGAAACCAGAGACAAAUAUUGAUUUUCAUGGCAAAAAGAUAGGAAGCUGUUCAAACAAUGAUAACAGUAAAGGAGCAUCUGAUGCAGGAUAUGGCAAAAGCUCCUGGCCUGACUCAUCGUUAUCUAGUGCAGCCAAGACUGAUCAGGGUACGCUGGGAACUGAAGUAUCUAAAAGUUUAAGUGAAAUAAGCAAGCACAGCUCAUCAAAAGAAGAGGUUGCUCGACCAGAUAAGGAUGUUGAAUAUUUACAGAAUGAACACCAGGGGAAAGAACAAGGAGACUUAAUUGACUAUGGUUGGGCUAAUAUAGGAAGUUUUGAUGACCUCGAUCUCAUUUUCAGCAAUGAUGACCCUAUUUUUAGCCACGUAAAUAUUGAUAAUGGUGAUGAGCUGUGGUCUUCAAAAGAUGAGAGUAACGGCCCUGCACCUAUAUCAGUGGACACAAAACCACCAGGUGGUUUAAGUAACAGAUUUGAACCUUCAGAAAUUAAAGUAGAGUCUGUUCAGUGUGAUGAUGAUCAAUCAUAUGCUCUCUGUUAUGACAAAAUCACUGGUCCUGUAUCCCAAGAUACACAAAAUGCACCUGACAUUGCUGUUGAUGUGGGAUAUGCUGGGAUUAGAAGCAAGCUUACUGUAAAGGAGCGGCUGGCAAAUCAUGAGACGGGAGGAACAAUCACUUCUGUGGCCUCUGGUUUAGCUUCUGAAAAUGUUGGAACAGCAAAUGAACUUACUAAUAAGGCUUUUGAGCAGAAGAAUCUGUUGAAAGCCCAGAAAAAAUCACAGGGGGAACAAGAGGAAAAAGUAUUGGAGAACUAUGGAAGUUGGUCCCCUUCAACAAGUUCAUUGAGACAAUUUGAAAGUCAACUAGCACCUUCUGCCACACAAUCUUCUCCCUCUCCAAUUUUAGGGCAACAGAAGCAGCUUCAAGGAGCUGAAACAUUAUACCAGAACAUCAUGAGUCCAUACGUGGCAUCUCCUGUCAAUGAAAAUCUUACUAAUACAUAUAUGCCGUUACUUUCACAGGCCCAGUCAGAAGAUCUUAGGCAUCAAGCUCUACUUUCUGGAUAUGAAGUGUCUUCUGAUAUAGUGAAUCCUGCUGACUCAGUCAAGCCUCUGGCCAUGACUCCUCAGGAAAAAAUUGAAAAGUUAAGGAGGCGGCAGCAAUUGCAGGCAAUGCUUGCUAUUCAGAAACAACAACAACAAUUAGGCCAUCAAGUUCUUAGCAACAAUGAAUCCAUCGCUCAGAAAUCUCCUUUAGAAAUGCAAAGUCAUUCCUUUGAUGGGACUGAUGCUCGAAUUGAAGAUCUAAUCAGUCUUCCUGCACCUGGCCAUCCUCCGGAACAAGAUGAUUCCAAUACAAUGUCUGUGCCGGAUGAUGAUUAUUUUGAUGAAGAUGCAAUAAUAUACAGGCUUCAGGAUAUCAUAUCAAAGUUAGACAUCCAAAUAAGGCUUUGCAUCAGAGAUAGCUUGUUCCGGUUGGCACAAAGUGCAAUGCAAAGGCAUCAUGCUAGUGAUACAAGUAGUACGAACAAAAGUAGCAAAGAAGAACUAGAAGUUGUUGCAAGAGAGGAAAGCAAUUUCUCGGACAGAAGUACCACGAUAUCCAAUGCUGAAACAGAAACGAAUCCUAUCGAUCGAACUGUGGCUCAUUUGCUCUUUCAUAGGCCUCUUGAAUUGAGAGGAAAUCAUCGUGACAAAUUGAAGUCACCUCUUUCUGCCAACAUGCAAUGUGAAAACAAGUCAACUAACCUGGAAAACUUGCCUUUGGAGUGCUUGCUAGAUGAGGAUUUGAAAAGUAAUCAACCAUUUUCUCUCCAAGGGUUUAAAAAUUCUAGCUCAAUGUUUGAGGCCCCGCCUAUGGAACAGCUUAAGAAAAGUCCUUGCGUUGACACAUCUGAAAAUGCAUCCACCAAUAAGGCCGCUGAUGUUGGGGUUCAGGAGCUUGAAGCUUCUCAAUGAUGAAAGAGGUUCUCAAUAAGUACUGAGGGUAAUACCUUCCUAUAUGACUUCUCUACUUGUUGAUAUGCUUCUCAAACGCAAUUAUGUAUGAAUUUACUGGUAAUGCAAAUGUUCUCUUUUAUUGGCAGCUAUCUUGUUCUUAAUCUAGCGCAAGUGUUGAGGACUAUCAUCGUAAAAGAAUCCCAAGUACCAGUGUCAUGCAUGUACAAUUUAAGUCUCAAUAAUAUCUAUGUUGCCUCUGUUUUAAAACCAUGACUAGUGUGUAUCAUCCAAACGUCUGUUGCUAUGCUGUCAUAACUUUACAUGAAUGUGUCCAGUGGUAAAACCACUCGAAUGUCAGAUUGGUCAAGUCUUGGCCUGACUGAUGUAGACCAAGUUUUAAGACUGAUGUAAGAUUUUAUUUACGCGACUUGGAUAGCAUUUUCCAGUGA
Messenger RNA from Neltuma alba, 2788 nucleotides. RefSeq names its product protein LNK2-like. Lineage: Eukaryota; Viridiplantae; Streptophyta; Magnoliopsida; Fabales; Fabaceae. The transcript is spliced from 8 exons. The record is from RefSeq and is a predicted model, not a curated record. Bases 243 to 2357 code for a protein of 704 amino acids. Gene Ontology annotation, biological process: regulation of DNA-templated transcription; circadian rhythm.